AGCGAUUGGUCCGAUUCCCCCCCGCCCCCAAACACACACGCGUCACUUCCGUCUGUCAGCCCUGAAACUGUCGGUUGUUGAUGGAGGUUCGGUAAACGGCGCGAGGCGGCCGCGAGCGUGUUCUGGAACCUCCCCGGAGCAUUCCGAGGACAACCGCCGAUCGGAGGCUGUGACAAUUCCGCUCCAAGAAAACUGGCAUUGGUUUUCAGAUGAAAGGGAGAUGGAACUUUAAGUGGCCAAGGACAGCAAAUUGUGGAGUGAGGUGGCCAACUGUGCAUAGUCUUGCACAAACGUACCAUCUUAACCAAAGAUCAAAAAAUCAAGGUCAUUCUCUCUAUAUCUCUAACUGAGGUCGUUCCUUAUACUGGAUUUUCUCAUGUCAGAGAUGGUGACAAAGUUGAUAACUUCAUUGGUAACAACGUGCCCAAGGUACCAUUACAAUUGAAUCAUAGAAUCGCUACAGUGUGGAAGCAGGCCAUUUAGCCCAUCGAGCCCACACUGAUCCUCCAAAGAGCAUCUGACCCAGACUAACCCCUUAACCUAACCAGACUAAUGAGUAUUGCUAAACAGUGUCCAUUGGAAUGGUAGACACACAGAUCCAGUCUAAUGCAAUAACAACACUAGAAAAUGACUCUGGAACCCCAUUGGUUGAAGAAUUGGUACAGGAAAUGGAGAAUGUAGAGGACAGCAGUUCAGAAUCAUUCACCAUUGAUGAGAAACAGACUGCAGAAAAUGGUCCUGGAUCAAAUGAGACUGUGCCAGAUACUCUUACACCAGCCUCUAGUCCAUCAUCAACCAUCUUUCCUGUUACACCAUUAAACCAAGAUGAAGCUUCCACCUCUGGAUUCAGCAUAGAGUGCCGAGUGUGUGGGGACAAAGCCUCGGGCUUUCAUUAUGGUGUACAUGCCUGUGAGGGCUGUAAGGGCUUUUUUAGGAGGACUAUACGAUUGAAACUGGACUAUGAUCAGUGUGAACGCAACUGUAAGAUUCAAAAGAAGAAUCGCAACAAGUGCCAGUGCUGUCGUUUUCAGAAGUGCCUUGCUGUGGGAAUGUCACACAAUGCUAUCCGUUUUGGUAGAAUGCCUCAAUCUGAAAAGGAAAAAUUAAAAGCAGAGAUUCUAACUCUAGAGCAAGACGUACAGAAUUCACAGAUGGCGGACCUAAAAUGUCUUGCAAAACACAUGUAUGAGUCUUACCUGAAGAAUUUUAACAUGAACAAGUCCAAAGCUAGAGCCAUUUUGACAGGAAAAGCUAAUAUCCCGCCAUUUGUCAUUCAUGACAUGGAGACAUUACGCCUAGCAGAAGAGAACCUAGUAUCAAAACAAGCAGUAAACGGCAUCCAGAACAAAGAAGCUGAAGUUAGAAUCUUUCAACGCUGCCAAUGUACGUCUGUGGAAACAGUAAGAGAACUGACAGAAUUUGCCAAAUGUAUCCCUGAAUUUGUAAACCUUGACCUCAAUGAUCAAGUGACCCUGUUAAAAUAUGGAGUUUAUGAAGCCAUAUUUGCCAUGUUGGCAUCCAUUAUGAACAAAGAUGGACUGCUGGUAGCUUAUGGGAAUGGCUUUAUGACCCGAGAGUUCUUAAAAAGCCUGCGGAAACCUUUUAAUGAGAUAAUGGAACCCAAGUUUGAGUUUGCCAUGAAGUUCAAUGCACUAGAGUUGGACGAUAGUGAUUUGGCUCUCUUUGUGGCCGCCAUCAUUCUUUCUGGAGAUCGACCAGGUUUGGUCAAUAUAUCACAGAUUGAACAGAUGCAAGAAAGUAUUGUUCAAGCCCUUCGCCUCCAUCUACAUAGCAAUCAUCCUGAUGCUACCUACCUAUUUCCCAAACUUCUCCAAAAGAUGGCUGACCUCCGCCAGUUGGUUACAGAGCAUGCUCAACUUGUUCAGAAGAUUAAAAAGACUGAAGCAGACACUUUUUUGCAUCCACUUCUACAAGAAAUUUACAGGGACAUGUACUAACAUAAUGACGUACUUUAUCUACAUUGUAGAGGUCCAGUAAGAAUAAUUAAGAGUGCAAAGAUUACUUUUUAUUCAAUAGUUACACAAUGCUCUCAGGUUUGCUUUAUCUGAUAUGCUGAAUGUUGUAUAUCAUGCCACAACAUAGUGCAUCUUACUUGCUCAAAUUUCAAGCACAUUUGAAAUAACUUGGGUUUAUUAAGCCAAAUGUGCUUUGUAACUAAGUUCAGUUAUUCCAUUUCCUCAUUUGGCAAUUUCAUGGCUUCAAGUAACCAAACUAUUCAAUUACUUUCUAACAUAAGAUGAGAAUCUAAUAGUUUAUUGCAAAAUUAAACUAUGAAAGGAUACAUUUCUUAUGAGUAAAUUAAUCCAUGACUAUUAAUCAUUAGUCCAAAGUGAGACAUUCUGUUGGUAUUUUAUAAAUCCUCUUGCUGUCAGCAAUUUGAUCAUUGUAUGCAAUAAAUGCAAUACAAUAAUUCAAACAAUGCAGCUCAUUAUGUUCGUAGCCAUAACUUCAUCAACAUAAAUUUUAAGCAUGCACAGUUUUAAAUAAUUAAUAUAAUCUAUGUAUCAUUGUAUACUUUCACAGUAAAAGGGAAAAAACCACUACUCUAAAAUGGGUGAAAUUAAACAAAGUCCAGACUAACUAGCAACCAAUUAAAGAAAAACAAAUAGCCUGACUAGCUGAUCCACAACAGCCAACUACAGGUAUGGUUAAAUGAAGUUAUAACGAUGACACUUCAGCAUUUCUUCAGCCGACUAUCUCCAAAAAAGAAUCAUUUUAUUUUUCCACUAUUUUGAAAAUACAUAUCUAAUUCAUGGCAUAAAAUCAUCAUAAUUACAAUAUGUAAAUAACCAGCAGGAAAUAUCAAUGUCAGAAUGCUUUUACCUUGAGUGAGAUGCUGAUUUGAAAUAUAAUUUCCAAGAGUGGGGAGGGACCCAUUCCGUCAGGUCGCUACUAUUUCAAAUAGAAUAAAAGGAAUGGAGGAAUUUAAAUCUUAAUUGAAAUUACAAACAGAAAUAUGUACUAUGAAGUCCAAAAAAUAUUUAUAAUAUAUCCUUCUUCUUUAUUGAUUAUCAAUAUUCUCUAGAAGAUACAGCACACUAAUCUCUCCUUUUGAGAAUGUAACCCAAAAUAUCUUUUCAAAAGAUGUCUUUCCUGGCAAUCUUCUGUUUACUGCACUUACAAAUUACAAACUUGGCAAACCCUGUGGGAUUUUUUUUUUAAAAUACUGAUUGCAGACUUUUCAUCAAUGGCAAAAAGCAAUUUGAAGAAAAUCUAUGAUUAAAUGUAAUUUUUUAAAAAUUAGGACAAAGAAAACAUGAAUAAAAUUUGAAAGUUAUUAUGUUCCUCUUAGAUAUUUAAAUACUCUGAUAUGAAGCUACUCUUUCAAUGUUUUUGAAGCAAAUGUUAACUCUUUGCAUUCAAGGAGGGGCAAUAGGAAUUCCCUUUUAAGAUGAUUAACCAUUGAAAACAUAGAAUGAUUACAACUCAGGAGGAUACCACUUGCCUUGCCUAGUUAUUAUUAAUUUGCUGUAUGAGGAAUUCUGCUAAUCCCACUCUCCUGCCCCUGACCCCAUCGACCUACAAAUUAUUUUCUCUUAAAGUGGUUAUUCAUUUCCAUUUUUUAAAGCAACAGUUGAAUUUACAACCUUCUCGAACAGAAUAGUCUAGAUUCUAAUUAUUUGGUGCAUUAAAUGUAAGGUAAUCUUAUGUUUCAUUUGAUUAUUUUCUUCAAAUCUUUUCUGUACCUGUUCUAAACCUUUCAUACUUUUGCAAAGUAAAAAAAUCCAGUUGAUACUGAACCAGUAUUUUCUAAAGGUUCAUCAUAACUUUGUUACUUCUCACGUUAUAUCAUUUUACUUACCAAGGCCCCUAAUAAAUUAGUGUCUUUUAAAGCACUGGCUUGAUCUACUUCCCUUUUAAAUUGUUCGCUUUAGUUUGUUGCCUUUCCUUAAUCUUCCUAUCCAAUGUAUAGUACCACUUCUUUUUGCAUUAAAUUUCAUCUGCCACAUGUUCACAAAUUCUAAACUGUACUCCUAAAGUCUUUAAGAUCCUCCUUGUUCUUCACAAUACUUCCAAUUUGAUGUUAUCUGAAAAUUUUGAAAAUAUGUUCUGUACACCAACAAAACAUGAUUAAUAUAUAUCAAGAAAAGUAGGAGUCCUAAUAUACCAUAAGACAUAGGAGCAGAAAUUGCACCAUUUAGUCCAUUGGUUCUGCUCCACCAUUCAGUCAUGGCUGAUAAGUUUCUCGACUCCAUUCUCCUGCU
Molecule: messenger RNA, 4226 nt
Organism: Chiloscyllium plagiosum (whitespotted bambooshark)
Lineage: Eukaryota; Metazoa; Chordata; Chondrichthyes; Orectolobiformes; Hemiscylliidae
Product: peroxisome proliferator-activated receptor alpha
Biological process (GO): positive regulation of transcription by RNA polymerase II; fatty acid metabolic process; negative regulation of transcription by RNA polymerase II
Cellular component (GO): nucleus
Molecular function (GO): RNA polymerase II cis-regulatory region sequence-specific DNA binding; nuclear receptor activity; zinc ion binding
Source: RefSeq, a predicted model, not a curated record